GAUGCGAUAGUUGGGGCGUGACAGUAGAGAGUAGAGUAGAGUGGGACAUUUUUCGACACCAAUUUACCAAAUUUCCUCUGAUAAUGUUGGCUUCCAUGUUAAAGGAGCACCAAGCCAAACAGGCUACAAGGAAAGAGCAGCAAGAGAAGAGACGGAAGGAAGCAACCAUGGCAGCAAUCAAUGUGACAAAGGCAUUGGUUGGAAACGUCAACAACAGAGUGUCCAUGGCCUAUGUCAAUGAGAAACGUCUUGACGCGGAGGCUAGGCAGCUACAAGCCAACGCAGCACAGUUUGCCAAACAGAGCAUGCAGUGGCUAUCUCUCAUUGAGAACUUCAACACUGCACUCAAGGAACUCGGUGAUGUAGAGAACUGGGCAAAGAGCAUUGAAGUUGACAUGCACACGAUAUCAAGUGCCAUGGAGUAUGCACUCAAAGAUACCUGAUGAUGACUGCUUGUGUCUCUUUAUGGAAGCAACACCACGUAUUGUGUAUAUAGAGGUUAAUCACCGAGUACUUUAAAUACUGCUGUAAUUACUCCAUUAUUCCACUGUUCAAAAGGCCAGUCGCCUAUGUGCUGACAUGCCCGAGGUUAAAGAGGUUGUGGAAUGCUGACGUUUUGUUUUUUAUAUUUUUUUAUUGUAGAGUAGACCCAUAAUGACAA
Molecule: messenger RNA, 661 nt
Organism: Patiria miniata (bat star)
Lineage: Eukaryota; Metazoa; Echinodermata; Asteroidea; Valvatida; Asterinidae
Gene: bloc1s1
Product: biogenesis of lysosome-related organelles complex 1 subunit 1-like
Exons: 5
Coding region: 84-443 (119 amino acids)
Biological process (GO): endosomal transport
Cellular component (GO): BLOC-1 complex
Source: RefSeq, a predicted model, not a curated record